GACAGGCAGAGAGAGUAAAAUGGCGCACAGCUGUCGGUGGCGGUUCCCCGCUCGGCCCGGAGGGAGCAGCCACUCCGGCACCGGGAGGCGAGCGGGCCGAGUCCGGGUGACUGCCUCUCUGCGGAGCGUCUCGGGAGGCCACCCCAACGCAGCGGGGCUCGGACCCGGGUUCGACGCUGCACUACAGGUCUCCUCGGUCAUCGGGAGCAACCUGCAGAAAUUCCGGGAUGUUUUGGGGGAAUCGAGCGACUCGAGCAGCGCGGAGGAAGAAGCAUUUGGAGGAUUUGGGAUUGUUGACGAGCAGACAAGAGUACAGUGUGCUUCAACAACCUCUUCAGAAGGCCCACCCAUACAAGAAAAGAAGCCCAGAGGCCGACCACCACGGGCCUUGACAGCCCAGAAAGCUGCUACAAGUCUACCUUCCCCUUCUUCACUUCCCACCCCCACACAGACAAAACAUGAGGGUCCAGAAAGGCCAGCUGACAAGGUAAAAAGGCUGCCCGGAAGGCCACCUGGCACCGGGGAAAAGAGAAGAGGUCGACCCCCAUCUUCAAGUAGCAAGAAAGCUUGGAGUACAGGCAGCCAUGCAGCAGGGGAUAACAGUAGGCAGGCUGGGUCUGAGUGUGGCAUGGACACAGAGGAGGACACGGACAGAAAGGGUGCCAAGAGGAUGCCACUUGGCUCUACUCAGCCUCAUGACAGUGAGGCAAGGCUGCCUAAAGGGGGGAGGGGUGAAUCCAAAGUUACCAACAUGAAGAAGUUAAGAGCAACUAAACUCACCCCUCUCAAGGCACGGCUUAAGACUUUGCCUGGUGUACCCCGACGCAGACGUGGUCGACCACCCUCUGCUGAACGGCUCAAAGCUGAGGCCGAAGCAGCUGCUGCUGCUGCUGCUGCACAGCUUUCUACCUCUUUUGAAGGUGGGGAAGGGAAAAGCAAGGCCUUUAGGGCCAGAGGUGCAGAACCCCAUACUCCCCAGCAGUUGAUGCUGAGGAAUGUAGAUGGAGCUGAGGACCAGGACUCUUCCAAUCCACCUGCUUCCCCGUCUCCCUCCAAGCCAGGCAAGACGGUGGGUCUCAGAAAAAGCCCUCGCCAUAGAAAACCUGUCAGAAUUGUCCCCCCUUCUAAACGCACCGAUGCAGCCAUUGCUAAACAGCUGCUGCAGCGAGCUAAGAAAGGAGCACAGAAGCGAAUGGAGAAAGUAGCUGUAUCCACCGGGGGCCGUGGGACAGGAGUCAUUGAAGCUGGCAUCAGGAAGACACAACUGAAGAACAUUAGACAGUUUAUCAUGCCUGUGGUCAGCACUGUUUCCCUUCGCAUCAUCAAAACCCCAAAGCGUUUCAUUGAAGAUGAGGGCGGCUUUGGAAUGCCACCACCACAUGUGAAGAUGCCACGGUUAGAAACCACCCCCUCAUCUGUCUCUGCAUCUGCCCCACUCACCUCCACCUCCACCACCUCCUCCUCACUGUCUCCUGCCCUGGUCUCUACACCGGCUGUUACUAGCACUGGUACCUCCGCUCAAAAUGACUCCCUCCCCCCUCCUCCACCUGCUGCCCCUACCCCCACGGUUCCAUCAACUGCUGCCAGUCUGCUCAACAACGACAACACCAACAAUGCCACCAAUGGGCGAUUUAGCAGUAGCGCUGCAUCUUGUGGCUCGAGUGCUGUGUCGCAGCAUUCCUCCCAGCUCUCCUCUGCAGAGUCUUCCAGAUCCAGCAGCCCAAGCUUGGAUGACUCAUCAUGUGACUCCCAGGCUUCUGAGGCCACACAGGCUUUGUCAGAGCCAGAGGAUCGUUCUCCGUCCUCGCAAGGAGAGAGGGAGGGCAACCUGUUGCACAGUUCACGGCCUCCCUCCCCUCCCUCUGAGCCAGAGCCUGAGCAUGAGCAUGUGUCGGCAGAGAGGAAUCGGCGAGGUCGGAGAGAACCAGCAGUUGGCCGGGGAGGUCACAGCCAGAGAGUGAGAGAGACUCUCACGACUGGGCCUAAAAAGCCGAUCAUCAGUCCACAAACUGGAGUGCUGAUGUCCUCCUCUACACUUGCAAAUUCCCAGCAAGCUUCAUCCACAGCUUCCUCCUCUUCUUCACCUCCACCUCCACCUCUCCUCACCCCUCCACAACCUCUACAGUCAGCUUCCUCCAACACAGCUACUAUCAGUGAACACCACUCGCAGUCCCCCUGGAUGCCUCAUUUUCUGUCUGGCCCGUCAGUGCUGUCCAGCUUGGCAGACAAGCGUAGCCGCUCAAUUUUGAGGGAGCCCACCUUCCGUUGGACGUCCCUGUCCCACCCUGAACACCAGUACUUUUCCUCUGCUAAAUAUGCCAAGGAAGGCCUCAUUCGUAAGCCUGUAUUUGACAACUUCCGUCCUCCCCCUCUCACGGCUCAAGAUGUUGGUCUGCUGCCCCAAAGUGUUAGUGGAGCAGGGGGAGCUGCUCCAGUGGCAUUCCCUGCACAAGGCAGUGGAGCAGGAACAGGAACUCGUCUAUUUGCCCCUCUUCACAGCCAUACCCACCACCAACAUCCCUCCUCAUCCCGCUUUGAUGCACCACUCCAGAAACGCAGCCCAUUGCUCCGCGCUCCUCGCUUUACACCCAGUGAGGCCCACUCAAGGAUAUUUGAGUCUGUUACCCUGAAGUCAUCCUCUGGGAGCAUCUCCGGCUCUCACUCCCAACACCAGUCAUCCUCUGGCUCCAGCAGAAUCUCGCGGCGCAGGAGACGACUUGUCACUGGAACGCUACGGGGCCGCCCGCGGUCUCCUUCUCAUUCCAUGACCAGACGCAGCAGCCAAAUUGGAGGCCAGAUAUCUAUGAGGAAAGGCUCUUCUGAGAGGUCUGUGCUGAUGGGCUCUGUCAAAAGUAGUAACCCCAGCUCAUUGCCAGGGGUCUCUGCAAGUCCACUAGCCACUAGUGCCUUAACUCCUGCUUCCUUCAGCACCUUCUCCACCGUAUCCCUGAGUCUGGCCUCACAAGGGACACCUGAAAGCAGGAGGGGAGCUGCUGGAAACCAACCUCCUUUGUCAACUAAAUCAGCUGCUUCUUCCCCACUUUUCCCUAUCUUUCCUUCCAGUGCCCAGGACACAGGCCGAGGAGCUGGUAAAGGGGGUAAAGAAAAAAGUUCACCAGCUCCCCAGGAACCUGCUCCUAAGGAGAAAGAAAGGGAUUCAGAGAAAAUCCGAGAGAAGGAGAAUAAGAAGGAAGGGAGGAAGGAUGGAAGGGACUCAGAAGAUGCUCUUAUAUCUCUUGCUACGAAAAAGGCUCCAGGAAGAAAAAAAUCGACCUCAGUUGACACGGUUUCUGACACUGCCUCCUCAGAGGUACGUGGGCCCCAUUCCUCUGUUCCUGUGUCCAUCGCCAAAGGACGCUUACCUAAAAAAGGUAGACCCUCUGAGAAAGGACAAGAAACGGAGGAUGCAGAAAAGGAAAAGGAGAAACAAAGUGCUCCUAACCAGCAGACUGCAAGCCCUCUAGGGCAGCUGGGCAGACAACAGCUUCCUGUCUCCUCUCUUGGAUCAGUGUUGGACCAAGCAGAGAAACAGCCUGUGAGUGACAAGCGGGUAGUUGGACUACUGAAGAAGGCCAAAGCACAGCUCUUUGACUUGAAGAAGAUUAAGCUGAAGCCUGCAGAUCAGACCAAGGUCCAGGGUCAGGAGAGCGACUCGUCAGAGACCUCAGUUCGUGGUCCACGCAUCAAACAUGUAUGUCGUCGUGCAGCUGUGGCUCUUGGCCGUAAUCGGGCAGUGUUCCCUGAUGAUAUGCCCACACUUAGUGCCUUGCCCUGGGAGGAGAGAGAGAAGAUCCUAUCUUCCAUGGGGAAUGAUGACAAGUCAUCAGUAGCAGGUUCUGAAGAGGCAGAGCCUCAAUCCCCUCCCUUAAAGCCAAGAGAAACACGUCAAAAGUCCAUUCAAGAAGCUCCUCCCAAGAAGGGACGUCGGUCACGACGCUGUGGCCAAUGCUCAGGCUGCCAGGUUCCAGAGGAUUGUGGUAUCUGUACUAACUGUCUCGACAAGCCUAAGUUUGGAGGACGAAACAUUAAAAAGCAAUGCUGCAAGAUGAGGAAGUGUCAGAAUUUGCAGUGGAUGCCCUCAAAGAUGUUUCUUCAAAAGCAAGACAAAAGCAAGAAGGACAAGAAAAAGUACAGGUUGUCUGAGAGGAGAGAGGGUCUCAAUCCGGGUAAAAGAUUGAACUCAGAGUCUGCCCCUAAGUCGUCUCCUGCACCACCAAAGGAAGAGCCCCCUCGCAGAAAGAGUGAAACUCCUCCUCUAAAGCUGGGAGAGGAGAAGUCAAGGCAGCAACCAUCCUCAAAGCAAUCAUCACCCGCCUUCACAUCGUCCCCUGCCCCUGCUGAUUCACCUCAGACCCCCAGCACAGCCCAGGCUCCAUCUCCAGCCCCGUCAUCAGAGUCCAAACAGCUCUCCGUCACGGCCAGUGUCACCAGUAAGAAGGGACACAAACCACAUCUGCCUACACCAGGAUCCUUCUCCUCGUCAUCCUCCUCUUCCUUGUCGUCUUCUUCGUCAUCGUCAUCAUCCUCUUCCUCCUCGUCAUCUUCAGCCCAGAAUUCCCCCUCUCAGUCUACGCAGUCUCAUCAAGCAUCCCAGCAACAACGGGCUCUUACGAGUCAGGCGCCUCCAAAAAAAGAGGCUUCACCCAAGAUUCCCCUGAACGAGUCCAAGAAGAAGCCCCAGCAUCAAUCAUUGCAACAGCAGAGCUCUGCUACAAAUAUUUCAGAUACAGUUGAAUCAAAACCGUUGAAGAAGCCAACUUCCCGCACUGUCCCUCCAUCUCCCAAACAGAGACCAAAAGAUAAGCCGCUGACAACUAAACCCCCCGGCAGCAGUACUUUAAACUGGCUGAGCACUCCCUCGACUAGGGGCCAGACGAAGUCCAGAGCGCCCUGCGACGGAGUGCAUCGUAUCAGAGUGGAUUUCAAGACGGACCAUGAUGUGGAGAAGGUGUGGGAGGCAGGUGGCCUCAGCCUGCUCACCUCUGUGCCGGUCACACCCAGGGUGCUCUGCUUCUUAUGUGCAAGCAGCGGGAAUGUUGAGUUUGUCUUCUGUCAGGUUUGCUGUGAACCGUUCCAUCUCUUUUGCCUGGGGGAAUCGGAGCGCCCUCUUAAGGAGCAGAUUGAGAACUGGUGUUGUCGAAGAUGUCGAUUCUGCCAGGUCUGUGGGCGCCAGCACCAGAAAACUAAACAGCAGCUGCUAGAGUGUGAUAAGUGCCGCAACAGUUAUCACCCGGAGUGCCUGGGUCCCAACCAUCCAACCAGACCCACCAAGAAGAAGAGAGUCUGGGUUUGCACCAAGUGUGUGCGCUGUAAGAGUUGUGGAGCCACUAAACCUGGGAAGUCCUGGGAUGCCCAAUGGUCACAUGACUUCUCCAUGUGUCAUGACUGUGCCAAACUAUUUGCUAAAGGGAACUUCUGCCCACUCUGUGAUAAGUGCUAUGAUGACGACGACUAUGACAGCAAGAUGAUGGAGUGUGGUCGUUGUAACCAUUGGGUUCAUGCCAAGUGUGAAAACCUGACAGAUGAAAUGUAUGAGGUACUGUCAAAGCUGCCAGAGAGUGUUGCCUACAAUUGUACCAAAUGUACUGAGCGCCAUCCGGCCGAGUGGAGGACGGCGCUGGAGAGGGAGCUUCAGGGCUGCAUCCGCCACGUCCUCACCGCACUGCUCAACUCUCGUACAUCCACACACCUGCUGCGCUACAGACAGGCGGUGAAGCCUCCGGAGCUGAAUCCAGAGACAGAGGAGAGUCGUCCGUCCCGUCGUUCCCCCGAGGGCCCAGAUCCUCCAGUUCUGACUGAAGUCACCUCCACACCUUCCAGUGACUCCCCUCCAGACCUGGACAAUGUUGAGAAAAAGAUGGAUCAAGGCCGCUACAAUUCAGUGCUGGAGUUUAGUGACGACGUCGUGCGAAUCAUUCAAACGGCCCUCAAUGGUGACGGUGGCCAGCCGGAGAGCAGGAAAGCAAACAGCAUGGUCAAGUCUUUCUUUAUCCGGCAAAUGGACCGGAUCUUCCCAUGGUUCAAAGCGAAAGAGUCCAGGUUCUGGGAAAGGCAAAAAGUCUCUGCCAACAAUGGGCUCCUCCCGAACGCUGUGCUGCCUCCAUCCCUGGAUCACAACUACGCCCAGUGGCAGGAGAGACAGGAGCUUUCCCGCGCUGAGCACCCCCACCUCAUGAAAAAGAUCAUACCAGCUCCCCGUCCCAAGACCCCAGGUGAACCCGAUUCUCCAGCCUCCCCUCCUCCUCUCCCUCCCUCUCUACCACCACCACCUCCACUCCUAUCUGAUCGUGAAGACAGCCCAGAGCUCCCUCCUCCACCGGGUGUUAUUGAUAAUAGGCAGUGUGUCCUUUGUCUGAAAUAUGGAGACGAGAACACUAAUGAGGGUGGCAGGCUGUUGUACAUCGGCCAGAACGAGUGGACCCAUGUGAACUGUGCCCUGUGGUCUGCUGAGGUGUUUGAGGAUGAUGAUGGCGCACUGAAAAAUGUUCAUAUGGCUGUUCUCAGGGGAAAACAGCUGCACUGUGAGAAGUGUCAAAAGCCAGGGGCUACCGUUGGCUGCUGCCUCACCUCAUGCACCAGUAACUACCACUUCAUGUGCGCCCGCCAAUGCCACUGCAUCUUCCUGGAGGACAAGAAGGUCUAUUGUCCAAAGCACAGGGACCUCAUCAAGGGAGAAGUGGUGUCUGGGUUUGAGGUAACCCGCAGGGUCCUGGUGGACCUGGAGGGAAUCAGUCUCAGAAGGAAGUGGCUUGCAGGACUGGAGCCUGAAAAUGUCCACAUGAUGAUAGGCUCCAUGACCAUCGAUUGUUUGGGGAUACUGACCGAACUCUCAGACUGCAAACGCAAACUCUUCCCCGUAGGAUACCAGUGUUCAAGGGUAUACUGGAGUACUUUAGAUGCUCGGAAGCGCUGUGUGUACACCUGUAGGAUCCUAGUUUGUCGUCCUCCAGUGAUAGAAACUGACCUGAAGAACAUGAUGGCUUUCGAAGAGAAUCGUACAAUAGCACACAGCCCACCUUCCAUAACAGACUUUCCUGAUCCAUUUGAGUCCCCGAGGCGUUCCGACACCCUUUCCCCCACAAACUCCCCCAAGCUCAGGGUUUACUCCAGGAAUCGACAUCCCAGCUACCCCCCUUGUCAGCGCUCACUAGGCCCCAGGCCAAUGCCCUCCCCAGGAGGUACGUCUCAGCCUCAAAGCCAUGAGAUUGUGACAGUAGGAGACUCCCUGGUGAACCCCGGCAUGCGGAAUAUUGACUCACGUCGACACAGCUCCCCUCCAUUCUCUCCUCCUCCCUUCCACCUGAACAGACAGAGAGGGGUGACCUCCCCAACUCGGAUUUUGUCACGACCCCUUACUUCUCCCCCUCCCCUCAUCCCCUCUCCUGCCAGAGACCCAGAAAAGUACAAACACCCCGGUAAAGACUCGGCAAAGAGUCCAGUCCAGAGAGAUGAUGACAGAGGGAGACCCUUCUCCGCAGACAGAAACAGGCUGCGAGAAACCAGAGAACAAGGGCUGAGAGAUCCCGACAAGGGGAGGAUUUCAAGUCGAGAUCAAGCUUCUAAAGAUUCUGAGAAGAACAGAUCGUCAAGAGAGCUGGCGCAAAGAGAAGACAAGGGCGAACAACCAGCCAAAGAGCCGGAGAAGAGGAGAUCGCUGAGUAAAGACUCUGGUCUAAAAGAAUCUGAGAGGGGAAGACCACUCAGUCGGGAUUCAGAGAAGGGGAGACAAGUAAACAGAGACUUUGAGAAGGGGAGACAGGCAAGCAGAGAGUCAAGCAAUAGAGAAACAGAUAAGAGCAAAUCAUCCUCUAGAGAUUCCAGCUAUAAAGAUGUGGACAAAGCAAAGUCACUCAAUAGAGAUUCAGGGUUUAGGGACUCAGAUAAACCUAGACAAUACAGCAGAGAAACAGGAAAAGACUCAGGCCAAGUUAAAGACAGACCCUCUAGUAGAGACUCUGACAAGGGUCGACCUCCGUCUAGAGACUCCAGUUACAGAAGCACAGAGAGAAACAAAGAUUCUGGCUCAGGGAAAGACAGUAACCCUGGCACUCAGUCCAAACAAGCUGGAGGUGAGAGUAAGAGCCCGAGACUGGCACCUGCAGGUUCAGGCCAGUCCUCCCCUCCUGUGGGCACUGCUGUUCUCACAGGUCACCAGAGAGGGGGCAGCACCAAGCAGAUGGACAAGCAAGGGAAACACGGAGGCAAAGACCAGGAUGUUUCUGCAAGCCUCAGUUUGUUGCCUCGUCACCGCUCGACCCCCACCUCCAACACUAUCCAGUCUAAGGACAAGCCCAGCUCAGGGAAGGAGAGUAGUAGUGGCACUGGAAAUCUAACAUUAGCUCCACACCAUAAAGAUUCUGCUGUUGGGAAAUCUGGAUCCGCACAGCCUUCAUUUCAGAAGUCCAGUGCAAGGAAAUCCAAUGAUUACUCUUCGGGUUCAGCCUCAGCAGCGGUUAUGAAGCCCCUGUGGCCGUCUAGGGCAUCGGCGGAAGAUGAUGUGGUCAAGCGAGGCUCCAUGCAGCUGGGCUCCCCAGCUGCAGCCUCAGCUGCCAAAGACAAACACCCCAAAGUUAAGACGGCAGGCAGCAGAGAGGUUUCCAAAGACCGUGAAAUAGACAAGACUCUCCAAAACAACAACAGCAGCAACAAAAUUCCCAUCAUCAACAACAAUGCUAAAGCCACAGCCGGUUCCAACACACAUGUUUCAAGCCCCAGUUCCAACAACAGCAGCAAUAGCAAAGCUCCAAUGCUGGGAAACAGCAGUAAAGUCCAUGGGAAGUCUCAGCAUGGGGAUAAGCAUGAGAACCAGGGAGCAGACAGAUUCUCCUUAAAGAGCAGAGAAAAUUACUCCGAGAAGAAGAGCAGCUCCACUCUGGACCUACAGCAGCUGCAGCAGCAGGCUGGUUUAGCUCCAGAGAAAGGAGUGAAGACAUCUUCCCAGUCUCACUCGAAACAAACAAACAACCAGCUGACUUUGUCCUCCAGAGAGAAAAAGCAAUCAGUUAAAUCCCCCAUUUUAACUCCACUAAAGAGUGAUAUCAAGACUGACCCUAAUGGGACCAGCAAUUUUAGUGGCAUUUCUUCUUCUUCUUCCUCUUCCACGACCACUACUUCCACCAUUUCUCCUGCUGGCCAGGGGACCCGUUGUUCUGCAGGCUCUACUAUCUUCUCCUCACCCUCCGCGAGCAGCAGUGACAGCUCAGAAUCGGACACUCAGACUCAGACAGAGGACGACGACGUGCACAAGGACCACUCACGCAGUGAGCUCAGAGACCACCACGGCCUCCUCGCUCAAGGCCACGACGAUGAGGGUGACGGCCUGGAUGAUGACCAUGACAGGGAUCUGGAUGACAAACAUCAUGAGGAUGACAGUGAUGGGUCAAGCUCAGCCAAGCGGCGGUACCCUCGACGCAGUGCCCGUGCACGAUCAAACAUGUUUUUUGGCCUCACACCCUUCUAUGGGGUUCGCUCAUAUGGUGAAGAAGAUCUUGCCUUCUAUGGUGGCGGUGAUGGAACCGGGCCUGUGGUUAAGAGGAGGACCGGCGGCCGUAAGAAGUCAGCUGAGGGGCAGGUAGAUGGAGCAGAUGAUAUCAGCACCUCCUCUUCAUCAGGGGACAGUGGAGAAGAUGAAGACAGCGCAAUGAAACACAGGGGUAAAGACCCUUACUACUACAACUUCACCCGAACUGUAAUUAACCCUGGUGAGGGCCUUCCGUCUAUAGAAGGGAUCGACCAGUGUCUCGGACGGGGCUCCCAGCUUCAGCGCUUUCUAAAAGAUGAGGAGCAGCAACAACAGAGGGCUCAAGGAAAAGCUGAAGAGGACAUGCUGAGUGCUCUGACAUUAGGCAAGCAGCGUAUUGGGCAGCUUGAUGGCGUGGACGACGGCUCAGAGAGCGAUACGAGCACCUGCACCACAAGCACCACAGCUGCUACCACCACAUCCUCUUCCACCCCACCUAAGAGCACUCCUAAGAGGAAAGGCAGAGAAAGACACGCUGAGAAACACGACUCUCUUGACUCGAACAAGGAGGCCGACAACAGUGGAGGAGCAGUGAGUAGCAACACCCGAGAAGGAAGAAAGAACCAGAAAGAGAAUUGUCUUCCUCUAGGAGUCGCUGGCAAAUCGCAGCCUCAGACUCAGGGUCAAGAUCCUCUCGAGGCCCAACUGUCUCUUAGCACAGACCUUCUAAAAUCAGACUCCGAUAACAACAAUAGCGACGACUGUGGGAACAUUUUGCCUUCAGACAUCAUGGAGUUCGUUUUGAACACGCCCUCCAUGUCAAUGCAGGCUCUGGGUCAACAGUCUGAGCCGUCCUCCUCGGAGCUGCUGAUGGACGAGGGUUAUGUCGGGGUGGAUGUCAACCGGCGCAAAGACAUUCUGUUUGACGACUUCUCCCAGCCGCUGCCCAGUGCUGAGAGUGGAGGUGUAGCGGAGAGUAGCGUGAACAGCUCCAUAUCUGUAGAGGAGCCAUAUCUUCCUCUGGAGCUGCCCUCUGAUCUCUCUGUCCUGACCACACGCAGCCCGUCUGUCAGCACCAGUCAGAACCACACUGCUGGAAGUCUCAUCUCAGAUACUUCAGACCGCACCAUGCUCAGCUUGACCUCUGACCCAGAGACCAUCAGUGCAGAAAAGAGUGGGGACAAGAAAAGAGCAGAGUCAGAUGUGUCACCAUCUGGGAAUCAGCAUGAUGCUCCAACUGUCACCGAAGGUCACAUGACUCCUGAGCAGUUUAUUCCCAGUCCUGCUAUUGGCCAGGUCGUUGACCCUCCAGGUAACCAGGACGUUCCAAGGAGUUGUGGCACUCCGGGUUUGCCAAGUUCUCCCUCCCUGCCUCUUCAGGGUCAGAAGUAUCUACCAGCAACAACUGCAGCACAGGGCAGCCCGAGUUCAGUCCCUGGACCAGGACCAUCCCAGACUCAGGUUUCCAGUCCGGCACUCAUCAAACCAGGCCCUGACAAACUCAUUGUUGUCAAUCAACAGUUCCAGCCCCUCUAUGUCCUUCAGACUGUCCCAAAUGGUGUCACCCAAAAGAUUAGUGCAACAGGAGUGAUGGAUACCAGCUCCUCUGCAGUGCUGAGCUCUAUGACUCUCACCACAGGGUUGAAUACUGGUUUAUCCACAGCCCAGCCAAUAUUUCCUGCCGGUGGCAAAGUCCUGGGCACCAUGUCUCACCCCACUCAUAUUCACACCUUCACUGGAGCCGCACAGGCAGGUUUCCAAACUGGAAUCCCCAGCACCACCUCAGGGCUUCUCAUUGGGUUGCCCACUCAGCCCCACGACCAAGUGUCCAGUCCCUCUUCCCUCACUUCCGCACAGAUGGCACUCGCCUCUGCUCACGGCAGAAAGAGGCCCAUCUCCCGUCUUCAGCCACGAAAAGGCAAAAAGUUGGCCCGCUGCCGUAGCCAGCCUACUUUGGCCCCUUCGGAAGUGGGACCUUCUAACAUGACCCUUAUCAACCUGUCUUCCCCCCAGAUCACUGCAAGCAUCUCUGGCCAACCUGGUGGCCUGGUUGAGUUAACCACCCUCUCUGCUCAUCAGCGCAAGGUUCCAAAUAUCAUCAAGAGACCAAAAUCGGGUGGGGUAAUGUACUUGGAUCCCACUACUCUAAUUCAGCAGAGGAUUGCUGGUACUGUUCAACCUGGGAUCCUGAGUCACGAUUCCUCUACACAUCUCCUGCCUUGCACAGUCUCUGGUCUCAACCCCAGUCAGUCAGUGUUGAGUGUCGUGUCUGUGCCCUCUAGUGGUGCUGCUGGUAUUCUUGCACCCGGAUCAGUCUCCCUCUCAACCCCUGUACUUAGCUCCACUGAGAUCACAGGACCAAUUAGCAGUCUCCUGUUUAAGGCAGGUCCGCAUGGCCUGGGCCUGUCAGAUCAGCCCAUGCUCCUUCAAUCAGCAGGGGGAGCUCCUCUGAUGUCACAGCUUAGCUCUUCAGUGCAGACAUCAAUAGCCAGUAGCAUCUGCGUUCUGCCCUCCCAGCAGACCAUCAGCAUGGCUGUCAGCCAGCAAGGAGAGAGCGAAUGCGGUAAUAUCCACUUACAGCAUCGGUCUGUUAACAGGGUGCAGAGUGCGGACUCCUGUCCAACCACCACUGUCACUUUAACCCCCUGCACAGCCACCCACCUGAGCUCUGCCAAGGGGCGUGUUAUCGGAGUGUUCACGACACAGACACAAACCUCUGCACUCUCGCAGGGCAGCAGAACCAUUCCUAUUGCCAAAUCAUCAGAACAAAGACUUUCUUACUCCAACACAAUCGUGACUACAGCAAGAACAGGUUCAGGAACAGAAAAGGGCAAACAGAAAUCCAAGAGGAGCAGACAGAGUUCAGACUCAAGCAGCGGGAAGAAGCUCAAGGGCUCUCGGGCAGAGGAGCAUCACAGCAACCCUGCAGGACGACUUCCAUCAAACCCAAGUUCCAAAGAGCUGAUCUCCCCUGAACCAAUGGACACCGGCAAACCUGCAGAUAAGGCAACCACCAAGGGUGUUUUUGGUAAAAAGAAGACAUCUGAAGGUUCUGUUUUACUGGGGAAAGUUGUGGGAAAAGACAAAGCAUCUGCAGCUGAAGGGGCGGCAGUGUCUCUUCCUGUGGCUUCACCCCCUGACCAGGAUGGGAACAGCUGGGACGCCGGCCUGGACAGCAAACCCAAGAAGGGCAUUAUCUUUGAAAUCUGCAGUGAGGACGGCUUCCACAUCCGCUGUGAGAGUAUCGAAGAGGCUUGGAAAUCUCUGACUGACAAAGUGCAGGAAGCUCGCUCCAAUGCAAGACUCCAAGAGCUUUCUUUUGAAGGUGUGAAUGGGCUGAGGAUGCUGGGAGUCGUCCAUGAGGCAGUGGUCUUCCUGCUGGAGCAGCUGUAUGGCUCCAGACACUGUCGGAGCUACCGCUUCCGCUUCCACAAACCAGAGGAAACCGAUGAACCUCCCAUCAACCCCCACGGCUCGGCUCGUGCAGAGAUCAACCACAGGAGGUCUGUCUUUGACAUGUUCAAUUUCUUGGCCUCAAAACACCGCCAGCCUCCUGAGUACAGGCCGCACGAAGACGAUGAUGAGGAAGGGCAGCUCAAGACAGCUAGACGGGCCUCCAUGGAGCUACCACUCACGCUGAGAUUCAAACAGCUCAAGGCCACAUCCAGGGAAACCGUGGGAGUCUACAGGUCUCCCAUUCACGGCCGUGGUCUGUUCUGCAAGAAAACCAUCGAUGCAGGGGAGAUGAUCAUCGAAUACUCUGGAAAUGUCAUUCGCUCUGUGCUCACUGACAAAAGGGAGAAAUAUUAUGACGGAAAGGGCAUUGGCUGUUACAUGUUUCGGAUCGAUGACUACGAGGUUGUCGAUGCGACGGUGCAUGGCAACGCCGCACGCUUCAUCAACCACUCCUGUGAGCCGAACUGCUACUCUCGGGUCAUCACCGUGGACGGCCAGAAACACAUCGUCAUCUUUGCUUCUCGCCGCAUAUUCUGCGGAGAGGAGCUCACCUAUGACUACAAGUUCCCCAUCGAGGACGCCAGCAACAAGCUACCCUGCAACUGCAGUGCAAAGAAGUGUCGCAAGUUCCUCAACUGAUCUAAACAAGUAAAAGAGGACUGAAGAUCUGGUGAGCAGCAAGGCCACAAUGUUCUGAGGACGCCCCCUGCUGGGGGUUUGUUGUGGCACUAGCACUCUGAGUUUGGUCCACGUAGGACCACAGCUGCCAACUGUGCAACAGCUCUGUCCGUGUUUCUGCUGCUGGUGUUGGCAGAACACGGCAGAGACAGAGCCGCUGUGGGUCGAACCGUAUAUGCAGCUAAAGCCACUUUAGUUUAAAGGCCAUUUGCAGAAAUUCCAACAUAUUGUGCCUCCUUUUGUCUCAGUUACAUUUGGCACGGGACGUUUCACCUUUAGAGGUGAGGUAUGAAACGGUUGAGCCUUCACAUUAAAUUACAAUAUUAACUUUCGAUGAUAAAGUUACCCCAUCAUGUUCUUUUUUUCUUUACAUUGCCACGUCCACUUAUACUGAGAUUUGAUCAUGGAAAGUAAAAAUCAAAUAACUUGGUUCCAUUUUACACCAAAGUGCAAUUUGUUAAAGGGACUGGGAAAAGUAAUUUUUUCUAGAAAGACAAAUUAGAGACUUUGUUAGAAUUUGUUUUUUUUAUUUGCGUCACAGUGUCGCGUGAUAUUGGUACACAUCUCCCUGUGUAAAUGUGCCCUGAUGCCUUCAGAGCCAUUGUAAUUUUACUGAAACCUUUCCCCUAAAAGCUUAUAGGUGUGUAAAUAGGAGCAGCUGGUGUUCAGCAGCCUGAAAUAAGCUGUACCGACACUAGGAGGAGCUGUGGCCACAGGGAGCAGAGCAAAACGAGGAGGAUUGAAAUUUAGAUUGGUUGGAAAAAAAACAAAAGGUUAUUUUUGGUAGUUCGAGUGAAGGGGUGAUAUCUGAGGUUGAUAUCAUCCUGUGUACUUAAAGUAACGUUUAGUCUGACAGCUUGGUAGCUAUGUAGACAUGUUGUUGGGAUUGAAGCGUCUGGCCUGAGAGAGCAAGGCAGCUAGAGAUUCUGGUGGACUGACAGCCAAGGGACUGGAAAACCCUACUGAUGUGCUUUAGUAGAAAUAUUUAUAAUUGAAUUUUUUUUUCGAGGUGUGAACUACAAACAGCCAUGGAUCUUACGGAACCAUACAGACGGAUGUGUUGUCAGUUUGUGCAUGCUGUUGUUGAUAUCAGACUUGUUGUUUUUUUUUGGUAAUUAUAUAAGCUCAGAUUUUGAAUCACGUUCCAAAUUACAGCAGCAGAGAGAACCAAACAUCACAAUUUAAUUUUCUCACCACUUUUCUUCUUGGCCUGUUUUGAUAACCGUUACCAUGGAGAAGAUUUUAUUUGUAAAAGUCUUUUAAAGUCUUGCCUAUUAUCUGUCUUUUUAUUGCGGGCAGGAAAGUAUCAUGCUUGCUUUUAAAAAAAACAACAAAUGUAAAUAAUGUAUAUUUUUCUACGAAAAAAGACUUAAAAGCACUCACUAGUGAAUAGCACUUAAUGAUGGUAUUUAUAUUUUUUAAAAAUCGUAUUUAUUUUAUUGCCAUUUUUGUAGGAAAUAGAGGUUUACACAAACACUAAUGCUCGGUCUCUAUGUUUUGUAUUCCACUGCCUUUUCAAAGUUGUUUUUGUUGUGAUUUAUUUUUUUUAAUUUGUAGCCUGAAUGUUUUCUUUGAUUCCAAAGACUGACGCUGGUCUGUGGCUUGGUCCCGUUUUGAGUUCAGUCCACCAGUAGCUCUUUAUCUAUCCCAGGCCGUUCGGUCGGAGCUGACAGAUUAUAUUUUCCAUUGUUCCAGUUCUAGCUGGCAGUGUGGCAGUCAUACCAACUAUUAAUAUGCACUUGAGAGAGUUCAGAUUGUUGAUCCAUAGCAGAUAUCUCCUCUCUCCAGCCUUAUCGUCUCCACACCACAUCACACCGAGAGUCAAGUCCACUUUACAGACUUCUUGUCGCUUAUAAACUGUGGGUCGGGAGACUUGCAGCCAACUGUUCACAUGUGUAAAAACCCAACCUGAGUCCUGUCGGUUUGAAGUGUUCUGUCCCUCUGCAGUCACUAGUAAAGAGGUGCCUUUAUUUUAAGCUACCAAGGUCAUUCAGCAUAUCUGUGUUGAGCCAGUCCGUCUAUUUGGUGACCACUCACCAGCAUUUGGAAAUCACUUUAUCUUCUAUUGGUUAGCGUCCUCUGGGUUUGCCUUAGUUGUGAAGGAGCAUGCCUUCAUGUACUGGACCCAAUAUCAAAUUAGACUGUUUCGACCGACUGGUCAUGAAGUCGCCUACUUCCGUUUUUGUCCUUUUUAAUGAAAUUAUUCUUGCCCACCUCUCACUCUGACUUUGUCACCUGAAGGCCGUUUCCCCCACACUGCCCUCUGUUGUUGUGAACAAAAAAGUGACCCACAGAUUGGUUUGCACUGAAGUCAUGACACAGGCACAUAGGAAACCUCAACUCUUUCUCCAGACAGACAAUGCAACUGCGAUGCAGAAAUAGUGCAUGAGGCCCCUGAGUUCAGUUAAACCUAGAACUGAACAUGGUGUUUGAGGCUCUAGCGAAGUGCACUUGACUUUUUUUUUGUUUUUUGCAGCAAAGUGAAGGCAGGGAUCACACCAGCAGCCCGUUCCUUCCUGAAGGUUCAGCCUGUGCAAACCUCGGCUGUGCUUGGGCCCAAGAUCAGGUCUUGUCUGACAGGUCGGCCUUGUGGUUUAACAGCUGCUGCCACGCCGGGCUCGCUGGGUUCUGCUGCUAAGGUCAACAAUGAAUGUAUGUUCCUCCUCCACAUCACCAGACUUGUGAUGAUGUCGAUACUUUGUCUGCCACAUUUGUUUUCAGUUCCUGCGUUAACCACCCUGGUAGAUAACGGAUGGUGUUUAGAUGGGACCUCACGCUGGGCAGCAGGAGUUUCGUUUCAGUACUGGGAAUAAAAAACAGCGACACACGAACAGCAGCGACACGUCUGCCUGUACGUCAACAGGUUCUUACUGAGUUAGCUCAACAGUUCACGCUAGCAUCGGUGACGACACAUUUACUGAUGCCAAGGGCUCUGUCUACAACUUGCUUCUCGAGAUCCACUUCUACAUUUUCAAGGUCGCUGGGUUUAGCGAACAAUAAGUCUGUGUAUUUCACUUUUUCAAAACAACAUAUAUACAAUAAGGAAAUGGUGUCUGUUGGUUCUUUGGAUUUUGUUUUUACCACGCCACACCAGUGGCCCUUCUCCGUCACUAUCUGUAAUUAUAGUAUAAAUACAUGACAAUAAUAUACAGAAACGUGCAUAGUAAUUUCUUGUAUUAUACAAUAUAUGGAAUGGACAGACAAACUUAGUUACAGUAGCAAAUCAGCAGAUUUAUAAAGGUUAUUAGCAAUGUUUCAAUGUACUCUAUAAUGGUUUUGUGUUACAGUACUAUCAGAUGAAACUAACGUGCAUCAUUCUUUUGUAUAUUAAUAUCCAGUACCAGUUUUGCUGUGCCUGUGAGCGUUCCUGCACCAGCAAGGGACAUUGCAGUUUUUCCUUUCCUUUUUCCUUUCUCUGGAACACAAAUGGUUUUUAUGUGAUGAGAAAUGUACCUGUAUUAAUGUGGUUGUGAAUUCUUGAGGUCAGCCUAUUUUUUGUUUUUAUUUUGUUUUGCUUUGUUUGUUUGUUUGUUUGUUCCCCCCCCCCUGGCUGUUGUAGUGAAUGUUUUUCUGUUAUAUUUUUUCUUUGUGCGUGUUAACAGGGACGUUUUGACAACUUACUUGAUGUGGUAUAAAUGAAGAGCGGGGUUUGUGGAGACGGAUCAGGAGUCUUUAAAGAUUUCCACCAAAAUUGCAGUUGUCUCUUUUGGAAGCCUCUUGUGUCUCCCGGACCACCUCUCUCUCCUCCGAAGCUUUGGUUGUACUUACCAUGUACUGUUUUUAUAGAAAGUCAUAAUGCUGAUGUUAAAAACAUUUUAAUUUAUUUAUUUUGUGCAACAUCCACCCUGAAUUGUUCUUUUACAAGUCAAGGUUUGGGAGAGGUGGGACAAAUACUGAGUGUGUAUUUGUCAUUUUCUACUUGUUUCUCGUGUAUAGAAGUUGUCAGCCUAGGAUGGGAUGUGGUGUCACAGGGGGAGCGGAUGUAUGGGUCAUGGAUUGUGGACAGGCUUGCUUUCUUAUGCCUUCAAUAUACCUUUGUCUUAUCAAUACUCCUCCUGCUCUCUGUAAUAACGGUGUUCAUGAGUUCAACAGUCAUAUUUCCUCCCGUUUUUAACAGUGUUCUUUCAAUACACAUCAACGAAAUGAAGGAAAACCACCACAGUGAAAAUAAACCACAAACUACUUGGUUGAAUGUAUAAUUAGGAAACAAAGUUGUACAUAAGUGUAAAAAGAAAAGUUUCUAAUCAUGUUUAUUUUCUAUGCACUUUUUUAUUUAAGUGAUAGUUUAAAUAAUAAACAUGUCUCCUUUA
Limanda limanda (common dab) is the source of this 17904-nucleotide messenger RNA. RefSeq names its product lysine (K)-specific methyltransferase 2A (gene kmt2a). Gene Ontology annotation, biological process: positive regulation of DNA-templated transcription. Gene Ontology annotation, molecular function: histone H3K4 methyltransferase activity; DNA binding; zinc ion binding. The transcript is spliced from 34 exons. The coding region runs from base 20 to 13555 and encodes 4511 amino acids. Gene Ontology annotation, cellular component: nucleus; histone methyltransferase complex. Lineage: Eukaryota; Metazoa; Chordata; Actinopteri; Pleuronectiformes; Pleuronectidae. The record is from RefSeq and is a predicted model, not a curated record.